UAGCCACCAAAAUCAAUAGUAAUGAAUGUGUAUGAAAACAGAAAGAAUAUUUGGUUUUUAUUUUAAAGUGAUAUAACUUAUGGCUCUGAAAUAUGGGCCUUCAUUUUUUCAUGCUGUCAAGACUUCCACUACCACACUGCCUGCUUUGGCAGACAGCCAGAAGAUUGGAUUCUUCAGCCUUGACCGGAGUUCACAGACCGAGAUCACAGAAAUUGUUGAUAUUAAAGAGCUAACUGAAGUAAUCCAAGUGCUUCUUCAGGAUGUUUCAACCAUUAGAAGGGACAUUAACUUAAACAAGCAUGUUAUGCAGGCAGACUAUGAAGUAAAGCUGCAGAACAAAUCUCUUGAACUUUACCGCCGGAUAAAUGAAAGAGUUUCUGAAUUGGAGAAGUUACACCAAGAGAGAGUGAGCACUUUGCGGCACGCCUUUCGACAACAGCUGUCUGAUGCCAUAUCUAGAUUAUCAUUUAUGUUUGAACAAACCAUUGAGAUUCGACUGGCCGCUGAAAGGAAGAAAUAUGAGGGUGUCUCGAAUUUGAAGGGUGAGAAAUACCGCGAACUGCAGACAACAAUAAAACGCCAGGAGGACUUCAUCCAGAUGUUACAGAUCCAGAUCGACCAGUACCGACAGCGAAUCUCGGAGGGAAUGCCUGCUGACCGGAGUGGGAUGGACAAGCGGCACGAGGAGGCAGUAAGUGUGAUAUCAGAAGACACUCAUUCUCAUUCGACUGCCAAAUCCAUGGAUGACGAUGACCGUGAGUGUGCAGAUAAACUGAAUGAAGAGCUCAGUCAACUGCAGCAGAAAAUAGCCUUGAUGGAAGAAGGUCUCAGCACGAAGGAGGAAGAAGCUGACCAGCUCAAGGAACAAAUUGACACUUUGCAGAUCCAACUCAAAAGAUGUCGUGGAUUAGUUGAUCAGUUGCACCACGACAAGUUUGAAAUAAAGUCGGAGGAAGUAAAUGAAAGUCUGUCUGCUAGAAAAGCAGAUGAAGAAAAGCUGGAGAAAAUGAGAACAGAAUGGCUACAAACAACGGCCGAGCAAGUAAAGCUAGCCAAAGAAGAGGCCUAUAACAAAGGGAUGAGGGAUGCCAGAGCUAAAAUGAGAAAGGAAAGCUUGUUUGAAAGGAGUGAUUCCCGAAAAGGUGGCAGUCCAGAUAUUCUGGACAGUACGAACAAAAGACUCUCGAAGAGUGUCACGGAUGCCACAGGCCACAUGAGAAGUCCAGACAACAAGGAGGUCUCUGUGAGGUUCACAGAGUCGCAGCAGCGCACUGGAAGUCCGAUGGGUAGGGUCGAUAAGACGCUACUUAAUGGUGUCGAUAAGAUGCAACGUGACGGUGUCGAUAGGACGCUACGUGACGGUGUCGAUAAGACGCUACGUGACGGUGUCGACAAGACGCUACGAGGAGAUGGUGUCGAUAAGAUGUUACGUGAUGGUGUUGAUAAGACACUACGUGAUGGUGUCGAUAAGACGCUACGUGACGGUGUCGAUAGUCGGUCACCAGUAGACACAGAAAGAAUCAAACAGUUGAUAGAACAGAAUAUGCAACUAGCAGAGCUGUUAGAAAAAGAAAAAGCCAAAAAUUAUGCCAAAGUUGAUAAGAAAAAUAAAGAAGAAGCUUCUACAUUAAAACAUGACCUGAGAGAACAGGCAUUACAGACUGAAAUAGCCAAGUUAAAGAGAGAAACUGAAAAAAUUAAUCGGAUAUGGGAGAAAAAAUUUGCCAUACUUCAACGAAGUUUGUUUGCUCUGAAGGACGAGAGUUAUCUGAGACAUACGCUACAGAAACAAGCCGCCACUCUCCACCAUGCUGCUGUCAGUUAUGCAGCAGACAAACCUAUUGAGAUUAAGCCGGUAAAACAAAGCAGUAUUGCCAAAAAACCUUUACCCGAGAUACCUAAAUCUGUGACGGUUGUAAAGUCUGCAAAGGGAAGUCGUGGAGCAGGCCCAGGGGGAGCUGCUGACAAGGACUUCAUCUCCUACACGGUGUCCGUCCCCAGUGGCCGUGGAUCUGCCGUGUUUUCAGUCGAUGAGAACCAAGUAUUGUCUGACACGGAGCAGGAACUUCCUGUUGAUGUGGCGCCACUUCCACCUCCACCGGCAAGGAAUGAGCCAAGUGAAGAAGUUAGCCAACCAUCAGCAAACGCUCGAGUGAUCGUCGUUCCCUCGGCAGACGUGUCUUGAUUGUCACAGUGGAUGGAUUUCAUUACUGUCUGUGUGUUUCUUUAUCUCACUCUGAUACAUGUUAAAAAGAUAGGAUUUUUUUUUUUUGUAUUUAAAAAAAUAUAUUUUAUUAAAAAAAUAAAAUAAAGCUUGACAGGGGCAUAGCAUGCUGGACCAGGGGUGGGGUGGGGUGGGUGGGUUCUAAUAUGAACCUAGUGGACCCUUUUGUCUACAUUUGUUGUGGUCACCUAUACAAGUAGCUUAAUAUUGCACUGUAAACUAUUUUUAGACUCAACGAACUCAUGAACUACUAAAUUAAUCAUGAAUGUUUUUGUUUUUUUAUCACAAAUGAUUUUUUUAAAAUAAAAUUAAUUUUAGAAAAUGCUAUUUUAUUUUUUAACAUGCAUCGAGAUGAACAACUAUGGAUACAUUUAUCAGUGACACCUGAGAAGUUUUAUGGUAGGCAGAACUUUUAAUUCCAUGGAAUUGUUAUUAUAUCUUACAGAGCGAAACCAGUUUCAUGGUUACUAUAAUCAGGAAAAGUAAAAUUGUGAUAAUUUUGUCCCUCAUGCCUUAUUGUAAGCAUGCGAUUUUAAUCUUAAAAACUGGCAAAAACGUUUAAUUUAAAUGUACAUUUUAUUUUCUUGAAAAUUAAGAAAAAUAUUAUUAAUUAAAUAUAAAAUUUAGUUCCAUAAGAAAAUAAAGUCUUAAGUUGCCAAAUACUCUGUGCAUUUAAAUAUUUUCUAUCAAUCAUAUAUUACUUGCAUUAUAGAUACCGGUAUACGUUUCUCAGACUGGUCAUUAUUAAUUAAUGAGAUGUUUUAUGUUCCCACUGGAACAGUCCCUUCUGUAUGAUAAAUAUUGCAGUCGGAUUGAUCAUCUUUGCUUGCUUGCCACAGUUUGAGAUUAAUAUUGAAAUUUUAUUCUUUGUGAAGUGGCAGCUUGUGGUCCUUUAUUAGUUAUAAAACAUAAAGAUCAACUCUCUUACAGUUUUCUUAUGAAUACCACAAUAUUCAUCACAUAUUUAAUAUUUCAGGUGUAUGUUUAUUCAGAUAAUAAACUCAAAUCAACAAGUUCACACACAGAUCAAAUAAAUCCACAUCCCAUUUGGGGAACAUGGACCAGUCCCCAUAGUCCACCUCUCUUGUAUCCAUCCUUGACAUAAGGCACCAAAGGUUGUGUAAAUUAAUUCAUUCCAUUGCUGUAAUAUAUUAAUGAUAUCAUUUUAGCUCUAGCUUUCUGAAUCUGUGAUACUCAUCUUUGUAAACAGUCUUGUCAAUUACUGUUAUGUAUAUACAUGUGUAUAUUUUAUAAUUAUACUGGCUGAGCCAGUCUUAUCUUUAUGAUAUCUUACUUCUGUGAUAAUCAUUGUUAUUGUUACAAAGUAACAGUAUGAGAGAAAAAUGUAAAUAAAAGAUGUAUAGAUUCCUAAUACACUGAAGUACUAAACGAGCAAUAUUGGUAUGAAUGAUGUAACAUAUUUCUAUACACUUGUGUGUGAUAACAUUUUGGUGUGAAUUAUAUAUUAUAAUAAUAAUUUAAUACAUUGUGUAGAUAUAGAAUGAAAUGUCAUUUCUUGUCCCAGCUCACUGCUGAAGAGUUCACUGCUGUUAGGAAGUCAUUAAAUAUUAUGCUUCAAAAUUAGUUGAUUUUUAUACUUGACAAAGCAAAUCUGUGAUAACUAAAUAAAAAGCAUUAUUUUCUUUUUAGCAGGAAAUUAAUAUGUGUACCAUGCAUAGAGCAUAGUGUUUUAUUUUUUAAUACUUUGUGAAUAAAUGUACAAAUGUAGUGCGCACAAUGUAUGAUAUUGGUGUAACUUUUCUUGUUUUUACAAAACCUAUACAAACUUCAGGGAAAAAAAUAUAUUCUGAACAUUGUCUCUCUUUUGUUUUUUUAAUGGUUAAAAAGGCUUUGAAAAUUAGAAAUUGCUGUUUCAAUUUUUGAAAAUAAGAAUACACCUAAAUGUUUGAAAGUUUAUAUUUUGACAAAACAAAAUGUCAUUAAAUUUAAUGUGGAAAUCUCAUUACAUAGAUAUAGGAAGCAUACUGGGGUUUUUUGGAAGGGGCCAUUGAGGUUUUUGUAUUUUUUUUACGACUAUUUUAACACAGUAUUGUUUAAAAAUAGGCAACAUUUUGUCUGUGUAUAAAUAUAUAUAUAUAGCGUCUUUCAACUCGAAAACGACUACUAUAUAUAUAUAUAAAUUACAGCAUCAUCUGAACAUUGCAUUGUCUAGCAUUUUUGUAUCACUACCUUACAAUGUAUUUACUAAAACCUGAAAUGAAGUUUCGGUUAACAAAAAUAUUUCAAAUGUGUAACUUGUGUACACGAAGAAUUGUUGAAAAUAAAUUGUAAAAUUAA
Molecule: messenger RNA, 4522 nt
Organism: Gigantopelta aegis
Lineage: Eukaryota; Metazoa; Mollusca; Gastropoda; Neomphalida; Peltospiridae
Exons: 20
Coding region: 80-2185 (701 amino acids)
Source: RefSeq, a predicted model, not a curated record